AUGCCUGAACCAAUCAGCGAUAGUGAGGAUUGCGAGGAUAAUGAUCCUGUCGGACUGAUCGAGCACGAGUUUGUAAUAGCGAGUCAGCUUCCUUAUCCUUCUAUAGUGCUAAGUGCGCGGAAGCGACAGAGAAGUGAGCUAGUCGACAGCGAAGAUGAGAGCAGUCCUCAUCUCCCUCUUUAUGGAGAUGAGAGUGGCACUUAA
Penicillium soppii is the source of this 204-nucleotide messenger RNA. Its product is annotated as HAT dimerization. NCBI's taxonomy places the organism in Eukaryota, Fungi, Ascomycota, Eurotiomycetes, Eurotiales, Aspergillaceae. Bases 1 to 204 code for a protein of 67 amino acids. The record is from RefSeq and is a predicted model, not a curated record. The transcript has a single exon.